Mesorhabditis belari is the source of this 357-nucleotide messenger RNA. The record is from the annotation of a GenBank genome assembly. Lineage: Eukaryota; Metazoa; Nematoda; Chromadorea; Rhabditida; Rhabditidae.
AUGAAGUGGCAAUACAAAGAAGAGAACAACUUCGAGAAGCGACGCGCUGAGGGGGACAAAAUCCGCAGAAAGUACCCGGACAGGAUUCCAGUAAUCGUCGAGAAGGCCCCAAAAUCUCGGCUACGCGAUUUGGACAAGAAGAAAUACUUGGUGCCUUCUGAUUUAACCGUUGGCCAAUUCUACUUCUUGAUCAGGAAGAGAAUCCAUCUCCGACCCGAGGACGCCCUUUUCUUCUUCGUCAACAACGUCAUUCCACAAACGAUGACCACCAUGGGACAACUCUAUCAGGAUCACCACGAGGAGGAUCUUUUCCUCUACAUCGCCUACUCGGAUGAGAGUGUUUAUGGAGGAGAUGAG